AUGUCAAGAUGGUUUAAUCAUCCUUAUAAACCAUAUGAUAUUCAGUUACAAUUGAUGGAACAGAUUUAUGAUUGUAUUGACAAUGAUUAUAAAAUAGGUAUAUUUGAAAGUCCUACUGGUACUGGUAAAACUUUAAGUUUAAUAUGUUCAACAAUGACUUGGUUAAGAAAACGCAAGAUUGAAGAUGAAGAUGAUUCAGAUGAUGAACCAGAUUGGGUCAAAAAUGAAUAUAAGAAAUUGAUUACAAAUAAACUGAAAAAUUCAUUAAAGGAAUAUGAAGAAUAUUUAAGUAAAAUUGAAAAAGAUCAUGUUAGAAAAGAACAGAAACUAGAAACAAAAAAAGUGAAAAAGCAAGUAGAUGAAGAUGACUUUUUACCUGAAGACUAUGAUGAGAAUUCAAAGAUAACAAAAGAAAUUGAGCAACUACUCAAAAAGAAUGAGGAAGAGGUCUCAUUUGAAGCAAAACCUGUUAAAAUUUUUUAUUCCUCAAGAACUCAUUCACAAUUGAACCAAUUUAGUUCACAGUUAAAACUAACCAAGUUUGACUCCUCAUUUGAUGAUGUGUCUGAGAGAAUAAAGUAUAUCUCACUAGGUUCAAGAAAACAAUUAUGUGUAAAUGAUAAAAUACGACAUAAAAAUGAUUUAGUUUUAAAUGAUUCAUGUAUUGAUUUACAAAAAAACCAAGGUUGUGAAUAUCAUCAAAAAUCAACACCUAUUAAAGAUUUUACAGAUUUCAGUAUUGCUAAAAUUAGAGAUAUUGAAGAAUUGAAUGAAUUAGGUCAAGAGUUGAAAAUCUGUCCAUAUUAUUCAAAUAGGAAAACUGUUGAAUUGGUUGAAAUUGUUUCAUUACCUUAUCAAAUGUUGGUACAAGAUUCCACAAGGAAAAUAAUGAAUUUAGACUUGAAAAACUCAAUAAUUAUAAUAGACGAAGCACAUAAUAUAAUAGACACCAUAAACUCAAUAUAUUCAGUUGGUAUAACUACAGAAUCAUUAAAUAACAUCAUAAAAUCAUUGAAGAUCUAUUUUGGUAAGUUUUCAAAAAGAUUAAACCUGGGUAAUAGAAUUAAUUUACAGAAAUUGAUUAAAUUAUGUACCAUCUUAAUAAACUUUAUAAACAACAGUAAAGUUGUUUCCGGUGAAGAAUUUAAUCCAAAUGAGAUUUUCAAAAGUUCAACUGGUGAUCUAAUCAAUAUUCAUAAAUUAGAUACCUUUUUAACCACCACCAAAAUUGCAUAUAAAAUUGAAUCAUAUAUGGAGUCACAACAUUCGAGUAAUCCAUUAUUAUUCAAUAUUGUCAAGUUUCUUAAAUGUUUAAAUAAUCCAAGUAAUGAAGGUAAAUUCUUUUGGGAUACAAAUAAUGGAGUUAGUUUAAAUUACAUGUUAUUGAAUCCAAGUCACAUUUUUAAACAAUUGAUUGAUGAAGCAAGAUGUGUUUUAUUAUGUGGAGGUACAAUGGAACCAAUGAAUGAUUUUGUAAAUAACUUAUUUCCAGAAGUACCUAGUCAUAAGAUCAAACAAUUUAGUUGUAAUCAUAUAAUACCAGAUGAUAAUUUAAAAGUAUUUCCAAUUGCAAAGUAUAACAAUUUUGAGUUUGAAUUUCUGUAUGAAAAGAGAAACAAUGUACAACAGUUGGAUAGAUUAGGUGAAUUUUUAGUUAAAUUAUCAAAAGUAGUCCCACAUGGUAUGGUUAUAUUCUUUCCAAGUUAUAAUUAUUUAAACUUAGUAAUGAAUCAUUUAAAGAAAUUCCAGUUUAAUAAAAACGUUUUUCAAGAAUCAAAAGAUUGUAAUAUAGAUUCCACACUUUCUGAUUAUUCAUCAACAAUUGCAAAAGGUGAAGGUGCAAUUUUGUUUUCAAUAGUUGGUGGUAAAUUAUCUGAAGGUAUAAAUUUUUCAGAUGAUUUAGCUAGAUGUGUCAUUAUGAUAGGAUUACCAUAUCCAAAUUUAUAUUCUGGUGAAUUAAUUACAAAAAUGAAAUAUAUUGAAACUGAAUCCAUUAGAAGAGGAGCAACUACAAAAGAAAGUAAAGAAAAUUCACGUCAAUACUAUGAAAAUUUAUGUAUGAAAGCUAUUAAUCAAUCAAUUGGUAGAUCAAUUCGUCAUAUAAAUGAUUAUUCAACUAUUUACUUAAUUGAUAAAAGAUAUUCACAAUUGAAAAUUCAAAAUAAAUUGAGCAAAUGGAUUAAAAAUAGAAUUACAAAUCUGAAUAAUGUAUUUGACGAGACAAAUGAGUUUUUUAUAAAUAAAUCUGUGAAGAAAUUGAGAUGA
Molecule: messenger RNA, 2265 nt
Organism: Insectozyma verbasci
Lineage: Eukaryota; Fungi; Ascomycota; Pichiomycetes; Serinales; Debaryomycetaceae
Source: the annotation of a GenBank genome assembly